Quercus robur (English oak) is the source of this 684-nucleotide messenger RNA. RefSeq names its product putative invertase inhibitor. The record is from RefSeq and is a predicted model, not a curated record. Gene Ontology annotation, molecular function: enzyme inhibitor activity. Lineage: Eukaryota; Viridiplantae; Streptophyta; Magnoliopsida; Fagales; Fagaceae. Bases 63 to 641 code for a protein of 192 amino acids. The transcript has a single exon.
UUAUGCAUCAUAUAGCUUUUCAUGCCACUCCACUAGACAAUUAACAAACAAUUACGUGAAAAAUGAGGCACUUUUCUUACUUCCUCUCUUUCUGCCUCUUCAAUUUUCUGGUCAUCCCUCAUGGAAAAAGCUCCAACACUAGUGCAGUAUGUGUUGAUAUAAUCAACCAAACCUGCAAAACAUGUGCAGAUGAAUCUGCAUCGUUUAACUACAACUUUUGCUUAACCUCACUCCAAACGGUUCCAGUCAGCCACGCCACGAAUCUUCAAGGACUAGCAUUAGUUGCAAUGGAGUUGGCUCUACAAAAUGCAUCCAACACGGUAUCAAGCAUAAAAGAGUUGUUGACUAACACAACGUCUUUUGAUCCUUUUGCCUUCGCCUGCUUAGAGGAUUGCAUGGAACUGUAUUUGGGUGCGGUCUUGACCAUUGUAGACUCCGUUGGAGCCUUUUUGUCUGAGCAUUAUAUCAAUGCUAAGUUGUGGUUGAGCUUGGUUGUGGAAUCAGCAACAACAUGUGAGGAAGGAUUUGCAGAGAAGAAAGGUGAAGUGUCCCCAUUGACAAAGAAGAAUCACGAUCUCAUUCAACUAUGUAACACUGCAUUAUGCAUCAUCCACUUGCUAACUCAUGCUAUUCCUUCUUAGUUCGGGAAUUUAUAUUAAUUUUUCCACUUAAUUAGAACAUUUA